AUGAAACGCCUUGAGCCAAUAUUCUUGAUGAACGUUUAUCUUUAUCUUGAAACAUAUAACGACGUCAUGAAUUUCAUAAAAAUCAACAAAUCUUGUGCUAAGUUGGCAUGUUCUAUGCACAUUAAUCCAGUUUUGAUAUCAUCAGUAGAUAUCAUCAAAUAUUCAAAAAUGUUUCCUUUGACUACUUUGAAUAUGAAUUACAAAAUAUUCAGUUGUGAUGAAUAUGCCACAAAAUCUCUUGCUGAUCUUCAACAUUUCCGUUUUGUUUCGUUAAAUAACAAUUUCCCCAAUGAUCUAUUAGACAAAAUUGAUUCUGCUGAAAUCACCAACGUUGAUCAAAUCAAAACACAACUUUUUGAAUCGUUAAAAGUGUUAUCGAUUCAUUCAUUAUACUUCCCAUUAUUUCUGGAGAAGUUCGAACAACUCGACAUCAACAAAAUGAAGUUCCCAAAAAUGAUAUUUCUCAGAAAAUGUGAUGCAAAUAUGUGGAGUAAUCAACCAAUUUGGAGUGAUACAAAUAAAGUUAAAAUUAUGCCAGCAUUAGAGUGUAAAUUAAUUGAAGAAACUAUGAAAAAAUAUAACACAGAAAUUAUUUUAUUAUGGGGAAACCCUAAAAAUAUGGAUUUCUCCAUAUACACCAAGUUCAACAAUUACACUGAAAAUUACAUAAACUCUAAUUUGGAUAUUUGUAAACCAAUUUCUUCAAAUGUUAAAUUCACAAUCCACGAUUAUGCAACACAAGAAAACAUCGACAAAAUCAACGAAAUUAUCAUGAAAAGUUUCUCACAAAAUGUCUCAUUCUUUAUGAAUAUACAACGAAAUUUAAUGCAACAAUUUAAUACAACUAUUGGACAAUUUAAUGCACCGAUUUCUGAAACUAAUGGAUCACCAAACAAUGAAAUUUAUGAUGCACUUUUGUUCGACUCGACACAAAUAAAUUUUAAUACACUUGACUCAACUUUUUAUUUCCAAGGAAAAAACUCAAAAGUGAUAAUAGGGAAGAACCUCCCACGAAAAAUUGUUUUAGAAAAAGUUUCAGUUUGUAUUCAAUAUGGUGUUCUUAUUAAAAAUGUCACAGAGGUACAAUUGAAACAAUAUAAUGGAAGUGAAAUGUAUAAUACACAAGACGAAAUUAAACGCACGUUUGUUGGGUGGGAAGAUUUUGUAUUUAGCUUUGAAAGUCAAAUAACAACAGUUGAAACACCAUCAGAAAAGGUUUAUGAUCGAAUGAACCAAUUCCCAUUUCCAUUUGCCGAAACAAUUGUUUUGGAUAUAUCGAAUAACCUCAAUAUAUCAUUUGAAAGUUGUGAACACAUCAGAGAAAUCAAAUUCAAAAAUGUUACAAAUUUUGUCACAACUUUUGGUCGACAAAAUAACAGAAUAAUUGAAAAAAUUUCUGCUGAGUUUUGUAAGAAUUUUGUUUUUCUUGAUAUCACUUGUAAAUCAUUUAAUUGCACUAAUAGUAUUAUUGGUAUAUUAGAAACUGCUCAUAUUGAAAAAUUCAUUUCUGAGAGAUCUAAUAUCCACUUUUUUGGCCAAAAUUUCAAUUCAAUUUUGAACAUUAAAUUGCUGCAAACAACAAUUACACCAAACAAAAUGUUGUGUUUCUCUAACGUUAAAACAUUUUCAAUAUCUGAUAUUGAGAAUUUCACUUUUGCGAUGAAUUGUGUCGAGGAAAUAGAAAUUGAAAAUUCACAUCACAUCAAUUUUGAAGGCGAUUACUCUAAACUUUCAAAAUUGAGUGAAAAGUUCUCAUUUGCACUCAACUUCUGUUCACUUCCUAAAGGCCUUCAACCAAGUUCUUGUAAAAAAGAAGAAAUUGUUAUUUCGAAUGAAAAAGAUCUCACCACAUUAUUCGCAAUUAUUGAUCAAAAUAACGCAAAUGUUGAUUAUAUUAACACGUUAAAAAUGACAACAUUUAAUCCCACUUAUUUUUUAAGAAACACUAGAGUCGAAUAUUUAACACUUGAAAGUAUCACAUCAAAUGUAAAAGACGAUUUAUAUUUAAAUUUUGUCAAUUUAAUAUGCAAAAAGUGCGAAGUGAAUGCAGUCUUUGUGAAAAACAAUAUCAACACAAUUCAUAUUGAAAACUCGAAGGUCACAAUUAAAAAAAUCAGAGAAUUAAUUAAAACGAACAAACAACUGUUUUUUGAAAAAUGCGGCAUUUUCAAUUCAGAUGUAGAUAUCACAGGGAUCGCAAUAGGUGAACUUGUUAUGCAAAAUGUCGACCAAACGUUCUUUGACAAGAACAUAAGUAUAACAACUCAGCACGUUGAACUCAUUGGAAUUGUUAAUAUUAAGAUUAACAAUAUGCCAAAAUUUGAGUGUAAAAAUAUCAAACUGAAAAAUUGCCAAAACAUUGAAAUAAUGGUUUUGAGUGGUGUCGAUAUUGUUGUUGAAAAUUGUGAUAAUAUUGUCAUAUCUUCUAUUGGAGAUAUCACUUUUAUACAACACGACUCUACAAAUGUCAAAAUAGAGAAAAGUCAACUUUUUAAACAAACAGUAAGUGCAAAUUUAAUUGGAGGAGAUCUAUUUGGAGAGUUUAAGGGAACGACCACUGGGUGGGCUGGUUUUCAACACCAAAAUUAA
Messenger RNA from Entamoeba invadens IP1, 2589 nucleotides. RefSeq lists its product as hypothetical. Bases 1 to 2589 code for a protein of 862 amino acids. The record is from RefSeq and is a predicted model, not a curated record. NCBI's taxonomy places the organism in Eukaryota, Evosea, Mastigamoebida, Endamoebidae. The transcript has a single exon.